GUCUGUGUGUGAGUGCAGGCAGGCUGACAAUGAUUUCCUCAGUGAUUACGUACAGAGCGAGUCCCUGCGGGUUAGGGGCCCCCUCUGGAGCCAUCCUGAUGGCUUUGGGGGCCUUGCUUCCAUUUUCCAUUAUUAUGUGGACUACCGGAGCGACAGCGCAGUCCAAGACCUUGCAGGUUUGUGAUGAGGAGGGAGCACACAGCACACUUCUCCUUCUCCUCCUCCUCCUGCUCCCGGCUCUCCUCCUCUCGCCGCCGAGCCAGCCGUAGACUUUAGAGAGCAACAUCCAGCUCCCAAAAUCCAGGGCUGCUACAGCGGACCCGGCUAUUCAAAAAGAAGGAGGAAAAAAAAUCCCACCCCAAAACAAGGGGCACAGGAGAAAACAAACAAACAAACAAAAAAAACCAAACAACAACAACAAAAAAAACCAAACAACAAAAAUUGGAGCUUUUUUUUGUUACUUAGAUUUAAGGGUAUUUUUUUUAAAGGAAAGGAAGGUUUUUUUAAAAUUUUUUGGGGGUGUUUUUAAAGUAAUUUUUUUCUUUGCAUUUUCUACCCUAUUUACAACUGUCUUGACUCCGGUGGGUGAUUUUAGGGGAUUUUUUUUUUGGCGAUCAGUUUUUUUUUCUUUCUUUCUUUUCUUUUUCCUUUUUUCUUUUUUUUGCAAACUGUACAAAGAAUCGGUUUGUAAACAAAUCAAGAGGGUUUUUUUUACACUUUUUUUGCAAAGCAAAUAGAAAAGCCAAAUUAUUUUCUGUAGUUUUUGCCCUGUUUUACUCGAAUAUGUAAAUGUUAGUGGAGUAAAAUAUCUAUCUAUCUACAUUAUACUAACGACUGGACUCUUUUUCUGUGUCUUACAGCAUUUUGGGGGGGUGUCUUUUUUUUUAAAGAAUUUUAUUUGAUUUGGUGCUUUUUUGAGAGGGGGAUUUCAAAGGGGGGGAUUUAAAGCUUGAAAAGUUUUGGUGCAGCUGCCUGAGCAAAGCACUGAGCCCCCCGACCAGCCGCCAACGGAGAGAGGGAGGGAGGGAAGGAGAGAGCUUAGCAGAGGAGUAGAAGUCUUGUAGGGUCUCUCAUCGGUUAUAAGGAAGUGUAGUUUCUUAUAGGGCUGAAAUUGAAACAACUUCAGCUGUUUGCUUUUAGGAUGUCUCGCCGCAAGCAAGCUAAACCAAGAUCACUCAAAGAUGCUAACUGUAAACUAGAAGACAAGGCAGAAGAUGGAGAGGUGAUAGAUUGUAAGAAAAGGCCAGAAGAAGGGGAGGAGUUAGAGGAAGAAGCUGUGCACAGCUGUGACAGCUGCCUCCAGGUGUUUGAAUCACUGAGUGAUAUCACAGAACACAAGAUUAAUCAAUGUCAACUGACAGAUGGAGUGGAUAUUGAGGAUGACCCCACUUGCUCAUGGCCAGCUUCAUCACCUUCCAGCAAAGACCAAACUUCACCAAGCCAUGGAGAAGGUUGUGAUUUUGGUGAGGAAGAGGGUGGCCCAGGAUUGCCUUAUCCGUGCCAGUUCUGUGACAAGUCAUUCAGUCGGCUCAGCUACUUAAAGCAUCACGAGCAGAGUCACAGCGACAAGCUCCCUUUCAAAUGCACAUAUUGCAGUCGCCUCUUUAAACACAAGCGGAGCAGAGAUCGCCAUAUAAAGCUUCACACGGGAGACAAGAAGUAUCACUGCAGUGAAUGUGAUGCGGCAUUUUCAAGGAGUGAUCACCUUAAAAUUCACUUAAAGACUCAUACAUCCAACAAGCCAUAUAAAUGUGCCAUUUGUAGACGUGGAUUCCUUUCGUCUAGUUCACUGCAUGGUCACAUGCAGGUUCAUGAAAGAAACAAGGAUGGUUCUCAGUCUGCCUCCAGGAUGGAGGAGUGGAAGAUGAAAGACACUCAGAAAUGCAGUCAGUGUGAAGAAGGCUUUGAUUUCCCUGAAGAUCUUCAGAAACACAUAGCAGAAUGUCACCCCGAGUGUUCCCCUAAUGAAGACAGGGCUGCUCUUCAAUGUGUUUAUUGCCAUGAACUCUUUGUAGAGGAAAGUUCUCUUGUAAAUCACAUGGAGCAGGCUCAUAAUGGUGAAAAGAAGAAUUCAUGCAGCAUUUGCUCAGAGAACUUCCAUACCGUGGAAGAACUGUACAGCCACAUGGAUAGUCACCAGCAGCACGAAUCAUGCAAUCAUAGCAACAGCCCUUCUUUGGUUACUGUUGGCUACACCUCAGUAUCUAGCACCACUCCAGAUUCAAACCUCUCGGUGGAUAGUUCAACAAUGGUAGAAACGGCUCCCCCAAUAACAAAGGGUCGUGGAAGAAAGCGGGCAGCCCAACAAGUACCAGAUAUCACUGGUCCUUCGAAUAAGCAAGCAAAAGUUACCUAUAGCUGCAUUUAUUGCAACAAACAGUUAUUUUCAAGCCUUGCAGUUCUGCAGAUACACCUGAAAACUAUGCAUUUAGAUAAACCUGAACAAGCGCAUAUCUGUCAGUAUUGUUUGGAGGUGUUACCUUCACUUUAUAAUCUGAAUGAACAUCUUAAGCAAGUCCAUGAAGCUCCAGACCCAGCACUGAUUGUUUCUACCAUGCCUGCCAUGGUCUACCAGUGCAACUUCUGCUCUGAAGUAUUUAAUGACCUCAACACUCUUCAGGAACAUAUCCGAUGUUCUCAUGGGUUUGCAAACCCUGCUGCUAAAGACAGUAAUGCAUUCUUUUGUCCCCAUUGCUACAUGGGAUUUCUUACUGAUUCUUCUUUGGAAGAGCAUAUUAGACAAGUCCAUUGUGAUCUUAGCAGUUCCCGUUUUGGUUCCCCUGUACUUGGAACCCCAAAAGAUCCAGUAGUAGAAGUAUAUUCCUGUUCCUACUGUACUAAUUCUCCAAUAUUUAACAGUGUCCUUAAAUUGAACAAGCAUAUCAAGGAGAACCAUAAGAACAUUCCUUUGGCAUUGAAUUACAUCCACAAUGGAAAGAAAUCUAGAGCCUUGAGCCCCUUAUCUCCUGUAACUAUUGAGCAAACUUCUUUAAAGAUGAUGCAAGCUGUAGGUGGUGCUCCUCCACGUCCUGCAGGUGAAUAUGUUUGUAAUCAAUGUGGUGCUAAGUAUACGUCUCUGGAUGGUUUUCAGACUCAUUUAAAAACCCACCUUGACACUGUCCUGCCAAAACUGACCUGCCCUCAGUGCAACAAGGAGUUUCCAAACCAAGAGUCGUUGCUGAAGCAUGUUACAAUUCAUUUCAUGAUAACUUCCACAUACUAUAUCUGUGAAAGCUGUGACAAGCAGUUUACUUCAGUGGAUGACUUGCAAAAACACCUGCUUGACAUGCAUACGUUUGUAUUCUUCCGCUGCACCUUGUGUCAAGAGGUUUUUGACUCCAAAGUCUCCAUUCAACUACACCUGGCUGUGAAGCACAGCAAUGAAAAGAAGGUAUAUAGGUGCACAUCUUGUAACUGGGACUUCCGUAAUGAAACUGACCUACAGCUUCAUGUUAAACACAAUCACCUGGAGAACCAAGGGAAAGUGCACAAGUGCAUUUUCUGUGGCGAGUCAUUUGGUACAGAGGUGGAGCUUCAGUGCCACAUUACUACACAUAGCAAAAAAUACAACUGCAAAUUCUGCAGCAAAGCUUUUCAUGCUAUUAUAUUGCUAGAGAAACACUUGAGGGAAAAACAUUGUGUUUUUGAAACUAAAACUCCAAACUGUGGAACAAAUGGAGCAUCAGAGCAAGUUCAGAAAGAAGAAGUGGAGCUCCAGACCUUGUUGACAAAUAGCCAGGAGUCACAUAAUAGCCAUGAUGGCAGUGAAGAAGACGUUGAUACAUCUGAGCCCAUGUACGGUUGUGACAUUUGUGGAGCAGCAUACACAAUGGAAACUCUCCUGCAGAAUCAUCAGCUUCGAGACCACAACAUCCGACCUGGAGAAAGUGCUAUAGUUAAGAAGAAGGCAGAGCUGAUUAAAGGGAAUUACAAAUGCAAUGUGUGUUCUCGAACAUUCUUCUCUGAAAAUGGGCUCCGUGAACAUAUGCAGACACACUUGGGACCAGUGAAACAUUAUAUGUGCCCAAUAUGUGGUGAGCGGUUUCCAUCUCUUCUGACCCUUACUGAACAUAAAGUCACGCAUAGUAAGAGCCUGGACACUGGAAACUGCAGAAUUUGCAAAAUGCCUCUACAGAGUGAGGAGGAUUUUUUAGAGCAUUGCCAAAUGCACCCUGAUUUGAGAAAUUCAUUAACAGGAUUCCGCUGUGUGGUAUGCAUGCAAACAGUGACCUCUACCUUGGAACUGAAAAUCCAUGGGACAUUUCACAUGCAAAAAACAGGAAACGGCUCUGCAGUGCAGUCCACAGGGCGUGCACAGCAUCUUCAGAAACUGUACAAAUGUGCUUCUUGCCUGAAGGAAUUCCGCUCAAAACAGGAUUUAGUGAAACUUGACAUCAAUGGUCUGCCAUAUGGUCUGUGCGCUGUUUGUGUUAAUCUCAGUAAAAGUGGUAGUCCAAGUGUCAACAUCCCUUCAAGCAGUAACAGACAAGGCUUGGGUCAAAAUGAGAACUUGAGUUCCAUUGAGAACAAAAGCAAGGCAGGGGGACUGAAGACUCGCUGUUCUAGUUGCAAUGUUAAAUUUGAAUCAGAAAGUGAACUCCAGAAUCAUAUCCAGUCAAUCCACAGAGAGCUUGUACCAGACAGCAACAGUACACAGCUGAAAACACCACAAGUAUCUCCAAUGCCUAGAAUCAGCCCUUCUCAGUCUGAUGAGAAGAAGACCUAUCAGUGCAUCAAGUGUCAGAUGGUUUUCUACAACGAAUGGGAUAUCCAAGUUCAUGUUGCAAACCACAUGAUUGACGAAGGAUUGAACCAUGAAUGUAAACUCUGCAAUCAAACAUUUGACUCUCCUGCCAAACUUCAGUGCCACCUGAUAGAACACAGCUUUGAAGGAAUGGGGGGCACCUUCAAAUGUCCAGUCUGCUUUACAGUGUUUGUUCAAGCAAACAAAUUGCAGCAGCAUAUUUUCUCAGCCCAUGGACAAGAAGACAAGAUCUAUGACUGCACGCAGUGUCCGCAGAAGUUCUUCUUCCAAACAGAGCUGCAGGACUCAUUCCUUCCUACAACUGCCCUGCUGUUGGCUACCAAUAGCUGCCAUUCCAUUAUCUUUCAUCUGGCCCAGAGCUGACAACAGAUGGCCAUCAGUGUGACUGUAUGAAGCAUCCAGCAAUGGUGUACUGAAGAGUUUCCUGGCCAGUUCUGCAAACCUCCCUCCCUUCCUCCCUCCACAUCUUGAAUAAGCUCAUCAUUCCUGGCUCCACUCUCCACUGGCUCUGCAAUUUUCCACACAGCGAAGGCAGAAGGCUGCCACUGCGCCACUGGAACUCUCCCAUUCCAGACCUGCGUCUGACUCCCAUUUCUGUGCAUAGAACAGACAAAGUACUGGCACUGUCCAGCUGGUUCUGACCCUAUAGGCUGCAGCAACCUGGGAUGUGUUGCUGCUAUUACAUCACUGAGCGUGCCAUCAUUUGGGAUCUGGCUCUUGAACCCAUUUGGUUACUGCAUAGCAAAACUUGCUUCCCACAUAGCAAAGACAGAAGAUUUAAUUUUGCUCAUUUGGCCACUAUGUGGGAUCUGUAGUCUGAAACUUGAAGCAGAGGCAGAGCUUAGCCACUGUAGCAUUGGAUCUCCUCAAGCCAUUACUCUGGUGGGGUUCCCCCCUCCCCACCCGCAAUGCUCUGGAGGACUCUGCCCCACCAAAAUUAAGCAUGUUAAAUGUGAAGAAAGCAAAAAAUGUGAAUAUUGAUUGUAGACCUAAAAGGGAGGAAAGUGUUCAUUUCACUGACAUGCUGAUGCAUUGACAGGUCUGAUCAUUUGGAAAGCAGCUUCAAAUGGGUGGCUGCCUUGCAUGUGGAGAAAGAUACAUUGUUUGCUCUUGUCGGAGUUUGCUAAAGCAAGGUAACUCUAGAGCUGAACCUGUAGUUUAAGAGAAAUUCACAUUUGUAGCCUUUAUUGUGAUAUUUGCAGCAAGUCUACAGCUACUAACAGUCUCUGCCCUGAAGCUAUGAAGGAGUAAGGCUCCAUUGUUGGACAGAGAGACGCGUUCUGUGUGAAAGCCUGAGAUGUGGUAGGCAAGAUGAAUAGUGCUCAAAAGCAGUGCUUGCAGUGCUGUCAUUUAGAACAGGAACACUGAGCCUUUAAAUGAAAGUGAAGCACAGGGUAAAUGAAUCCUUUAAAAAUGGUAAAAUCUUAAACUGCUUAAAAUAACAAGUAUUUUCCAUGGAUAAGUUCACUGAGCAGGAGGAAAGUUGAGAGGGGACGAUUUUCCCUUGCAAGGAGCGGAGCGGUACAGAUAGUUUGUUAAAAAACAACAGCACUACAACAUCUACGGUGUGGCUAGUGAUUAAUCAAGGACAUGUCCAGGAAAAUACAGUAAACAGAGAUCUUGUCUCAAAGGAGUCUCCUCCUUUUCAAAACAUCAGCAUCUUUACAUUGUUUCAUUCCAAGCAUUAAUCAAAAAGAUUUGAAUGCAGAUAGCAACACAACUGGAGCAAUUCAUAACAAAACCCUAACCUAGGAGGAACAGGUUUCAGGUUUACUUCUCAACCUGUUAAUUGGGUCAGGUUAACAAUGCUUUGAGCAAAGUGGGGCUGACCUAAGAUUUUGGGUGGAAACCAUGUGAAAAUACGGUGGAUUUGACACAAAACUGGUCAGAAAUCUCAGAUUAUUUUUGUGGUGUUUGCUUUGCGUUCUAAGCUCUGGGUGACCAGCCCUACCCCAUCCUGUAAACUGAAAGUAAAAAGUGGUUCAUUCCCUGUGGACCAGAACUACUAGUUAUGCACAUCUGUACAUACAGCUGUAGGUGUUUCUGCAUUGUUAGAAUCUAAUGUUGCAGCAGAAUUACCUCACUAAACCCACCCUAGACUAAACAUGAGCUGGGUGUAUAUCUGUCUGUCUGACUAGAUGAUGGAUACUUACUAGUUUUCUUUGUAUCUGUAGAUAUAUGGCAUAUAAUAUUGGGAAAUUGUGAUGCCAUUAAAUAUUAGCAGUGCAUUUUGCUUUGCUUUGAGUUUGUGAAGGUGAAAGGUGAUUGUGCAAGAAAAUGGAACAGCAUAUUUGCUGUGAGACAGGCACUAAGAACUCACUCCCAUGCUCAGUUAUAAUUCAUGACUGUACUGGUGGGAAGCCCUUAUCCCUCUGUGGAGUUAAUGCAUCUCUACUGUAGCCUGCUGAGAGCACCCUGCAUCCCCUCCCACCAUCUGUGCAUUCAGUUGCGUGCUUUCUCUCUUUCUCUCUCACUUUACUAUGACAUCUCUUGGUGUUAAAACUGUCAGACUACUACUGUCUGGUAAAGGUGGCUUUAUGAUGUGUAUUAAUGUUGAAUUGUCAUUUAAAUGGAAAAGAGCUGGA
Dermochelys coriacea (leatherback sea turtle) is the source of this 7350-nucleotide messenger RNA. It is a transcript of the gene ZNF521, whose product is annotated as zinc finger protein 521. The transcript is spliced from 7 exons. Gene Ontology annotation, molecular function: RNA polymerase II cis-regulatory region sequence-specific DNA binding; DNA-binding transcription factor activity, RNA polymerase II-specific. Gene Ontology annotation, cellular component: nucleus. The record is from RefSeq and is a predicted model, not a curated record. Bases 1142 to 5128 code for a protein of 1328 amino acids. Lineage: Eukaryota; Metazoa; Chordata; Testudines; Dermochelyidae. Gene Ontology annotation, biological process: regulation of transcription by RNA polymerase II.